Molecule: messenger RNA, 1649 nt
Organism: Bemisia tabaci
Lineage: Eukaryota; Metazoa; Arthropoda; Insecta; Hemiptera; Aleyrodidae
Source: RefSeq, a predicted model, not a curated record
CUUGUACUUUAAGAUAGGUCUCGGAUAUGUGCAUGCGUGUAUUGUCGCUGGACUGACGCCGUGUUGUUCACGACAGGAUUCCGGAAACAGUGCUUCUAAAGUUCGUCUAACAUCUGCGGUUUUCGAAGAUAAAUAACCUCAAAAUUUUUAAGCGCCAGGUUACUAUGAGUGGAACUACUCGUAUUGACCUGACAGAUGAGAAUGCAACCCGGGGUAUGCGAUUGUCGCCGACAACAGUUGCCGCAAUUUGCACUCAAUUAGACGCCGAUAUGAGUGCACGUAGAAGUAGCAGCGGCAGUCUGCACAGUGAGAAUAACGAUUAUUUGGUGUCUGUAUUGGACCGUCCACCUCCAUAUGCACCCACCACAGAUGCCAAAGUAGGUCACGAUGGUAACAGCCAAAUACCGACAGCACCAUCAUACGGUUUUGCGCCCGAUUUGAACAUGGAAUCUAAAACCACCGGCCAGUACUACAACGAAAGACUGAACAAUACAGUAACUGCUCCUGGUGCAGAGCCUCCACCUCCUUACGACUCACAAAACAAAGCAAAAGGCAGCGGAAACAAACAGGAAAAGUCUUGCGCUCGACGUACGGCAACUUACGCAGGAGCAGCCCUCGCGCUGUUUGGAUUCUUAAUGUGCAUCUGUUUGGUAGCGUUUUUCCCGAUGACUAUGGGUUUCGACAACACGUUCGAAGAAAGUCAUGAUAAAGCUGCAAAAAUGUUCGCGAUUUUCGGUUUGGGAAUGGUGUGCUGCGUUUUUGGUUGUAUUAUAGCAGCGUGCGGAAGCGGGACACGAUAUCCCACGAGAAGGAUAAUCAUAGUCCGUGGCGACGAUGAUUCAGUAUGAGCUGAACCAUUUGCUUCCGGCGAAAAGUUUUGAUUGACCUCUGAUCAUUGCUUAUGGAAACUGCGAUUCAAAAAUAAUUGAGCGCUCCUCAUACAAUAACAAAAUUACCUCUACCCCCAUUAGUUUAAGAAGAUGACAUAGUAAUAUUUCGUACGCAUUCACUUUACAGCUAUCGGAUGAGCUAUUAUAUCACGAGUUCCUGCAAAAUACUGUCUAAUGCCCAUAACUCACUUUGCUGUUUCCUACUUCGCUUCGCUCCCCUUAAAUAUUUUUAAAUAUGACGUGCAUUUAUUUAAAACAUUCCUAAACCCCCAAAUUGAUCCAAUUUGACGGGGAAGCAGGAAGAGGAAGGGAACUAUUGUUUGCCUUGUGACGCGCUCAAUUAAUUUGUCCACGAAAUAGAAUGUGCGUAAAAUCUAAAUCAGUUUUAUCAGAUGCACAUUUCAUGAGCUGCAAACUUCAAAUCAUGCUCUAGUUUGGUCCGACCAUUUUCGGACAUUUCUUUAGCCUACAUUUUUGUAAGUGUUUCACAGUCCGAUUUUCGCGGAUAAUCCAAUAUGUAUAUUAAUAAGGUGAGGCGUCUUUUUGACACUGAUCUUGAAGAAUAUUAUCCUCCCUAAUGGAUAUUUAUAAUGCUGCCAAAAUACAAUGGAUAUUUAUAAUGAUGCCAAAAUACAAUUUAAAAAAAAAAAAUCAUUGUGGUUUUGAAAACCUACAAAUGUAAAAUAUGAAAAGGACCAUUUCAUACGACUAAAGCCAUUAAAUAAUUUUUGUAUCGAAUAAAGUAUUUUUGUACACCAA